AUGAUUCAAUAUAAAGAAAAAAAGAAAGAACAAGAAACUGGUAAUUUAGCUUUGUUAGCCUAUCCAGUUUUAAUGGCAGCCGAUAUUUUUCUUUAUGAUGCGGAUUUAAUUAUUGUCGGACAAGACCAAACCCAGCAUCUUGAAUUAGCCACCGACAUCGCCCAAAAGUUUAAUAAUUUUUAUGACAAAAAACUGCUAAAAAUUCCCCAAUUUACUAUCCCUCGCUUUGGAGCCAAAAUCAUGGGACUAAAAAAUCCGCAAAAAAAAAUGUCAAAAAGCGAGAAUGAUUAUAUUGCUUUAUUGGAUAGCCCCGAAAUGAUAAAAAAAAAAAUUAGCCAGGCCGAAACUGAUAGUGAAAAUAAAAUUUAUUAUGACCCCGAAAAAAAACCAGGAGUUUCUAAUUUAUUAACCAUUUAUGCCUUAUUAAGUGGCAAAGAAAUAAAGGAGGUAGAAAAAGAAUUAAGCAAUUGUAAUUAUCACCAAUUUAAGGUUAAACUUGCUGACUUACUUAACGAAAAAUUGGGAGCCAUUCAAAAAAGAUAUAAUCACUACCUUUCUAAUGUUGGGGAGAUAUUAGAAAAUAAUAAUAAGUAUCUGAAAGGUCUAGCCGAAACAAAAGAGAAUAUUUUUCGUCUCUUUCGGGAAAUUCCACCUGAUAAAAUUAAAGUGGUAAUCUUAGGACAAGACCCUUACCACUUGCCGGAAGUAGCCGACGGAAUUGCUUUUAGCACCCAAAAACCAAACUUUAUACCCGCCAGUUUAAGAAAUAUUUUUGUGGAGUUCAGCAAGAACCUUAAUUGUGCCCCUCCAAACAAAGGAAAUUUACUUCCCUGGGUAAAGGAAGGAAUCUUUUUAGUCAAUACUGCCCUAACAGUGCGUGAUGGGCAGGCCCUUUCCCAUAUGAGGCAAAAAGCCAAAAAGAUUGGCGAAGAAUGUCAAAUCAGUAGUGAUUAUAGUUUAACUAGUGCUCAUCCUUCACCUUAUAGUGCCGAACACGGUUUUUUUGGUUCACGGCCUUUUUCGAAA
Messenger RNA from Ambispora leptoticha, 1026 nucleotides. NCBI's taxonomy places the organism in Eukaryota, Fungi, Glomeromycota, Glomeromycetes, Archaeosporales, Ambisporaceae. The record is from the annotation of a GenBank genome assembly.